UUGGUCUGGCAGCCCAGUAACUGUCAAAUCGCGAAUGAAAUUGAUUUGUUGAUGGUUCUUGCGAGUUGCAUUAUUUAAAUUUUCAAAUAAAAAUAAUGCCAGAAAUCUCACUCGCAUACUGAAAACUCAGUACAAAUUUUACUAUUACAGGAAUAAAAAUAUAAUCAGAAUGGGUGACAGCCAAAACGGCUUCGAGGACAAUGAGAUGCUCCAAGCGUUGUAUGACUUCGAAGCGACGUUGGCGAAAACCUUGAGCUUUACGGAGGGCGAAUUUUUCUAUCUGCAACAACAGAACGUGAAACAGAGAAACUGGUGGCAUGUCGUUAAUAGAAAAGGUCAAGUCGGCUUCGUGCCCUCCAAUUACGUCGCUACAGUCAAGGUGGAGCCGGAGUUUUUUCUUGCGUUCCUUAGUAGCUGCAUUAAAUCUUUGAAUGAGGAUAACGCCAUGUCGGGGCAGAAGCAGGAGUUGUUAGCUAGGUUGAGUGAAAAGAAGAAGCAGCUGCAGAUUUUAACAAGGCCGCAGAACAAGAAGCCUCAAGCGCCCAAGCCUCCACCACGCCUGGAUGAUGCUACACCACCUAACGGUGUCUCACCGUCUUUUGACUUGAGGCCCGUUGUGUCUCAGCAAUAUAUUAGUGAGGAAAAAGACAGUUCUUCACCAAAGUCUGUAGUUGAUAAUGAUGAUAAUAGCAAGAAAUUUAGCAUUACCAAAACCUCCUCGAUCCAGUUAUCCUCAGAUACAGACAACCAAGACGACAGUCAGGACAGCAGCGAGAGCAUCAAACCUAACGCCAUCUAUGACAUAGUGCAGUCUGUCCGUAAGGAGACGCAGCUCAGUCAUGAGAUGUCUAAGGUGGCUGUGGAGACUGUCCUUAUAUCCUUGAGGGAGUUCCUACCAGGUGGCGCUGCGCGUUCAAUCAUCGACGCGCUUCUCCGAGAAGCGAGCAGCAACAUAACAUGCCCCCGUAACGCCAUGGACGCGGCGCCGGACGCCCUGCGCAUGCUGACGGCGCUCAACGCGCUGUCGAAGGCGGCCAACGACGCGCAGCAGCGCGGCUGGGCGCUUCACGACGACGCACACGAUAUACAGACGCAGCUAAUCGAGUUGAUAUCUGUUAUGUCUAACGCGGAUGUGAACAUAUCGCAACACGUACUGAGCAGCCACAAAUACGUAUACGUGACUACUCUGGUGCAGUACUACCAGAUGGAGACGCGAUGGCCGCUCAGACAACUCCUGCUGCAGGCCUUCGGCGUGAUGUGCGGCCUGGAGCGCACCGCGCUGGCCACGCUGGCGCUGUCGCAGCUGCCGCCCGAGAUCGCGCGCGACAUGCGCGACAACCCGCGCGCCGUGAGCCGCCUGUCGCACUCCGCGCUGCUGCUGUCUAUGGUGCUGUCGAUGGCCGACAAGCUGCCCGUCACGCACUUCGAAAUACUCGGGGUAGAAUUCGCCGAAUUCCUCCUACAGCUAAUCGAGAAUCCGCCAGAAACGGACGUGGACGAGCAAAUACCGGAUCUGUUCCUGACGCUGCUCCUGGCCUACAACCUACAGUUCGAUACUCCGGUGGAUAAUCUGCUGCUCAAUGCGCUGGAGAGUCGGGACAAUGCCAAGACUUUUUGUGAGAAGGUGCUGCUGCUACUUAACCGUGAAGACGACCCCGUCCACAUCUUCGACCACGAGCCGGCGCCAGCGCACUCAGUUCUGAAGCUGGUUACCGACCUGUUCUCACGCAAGAAGACCGCUGAACACUUCUACACCAACGACGUCAAAGUGGCCAUCGAUAUCAUUGUGAGGCAGCUAGCUGACUUGUCGCCGGGAGAAACGCGUCGUCAAGAAUACCUAAAGAUCCUCCAAGGCAUCAUCCGCAACACGGACUACGGCUCCCACCUCCACCGACGCGACGAUCUGCUCCGCUGCUUCGCCCGCAUCUUCUGCGAGGAAGGAGACUCCAGCCGGGCCGACCAGGCCCUCGUCAGGGCCAUAUCCAACGAGUUCCCACAAUACUUCAAGGCCUAAGGUUAGUAUCGACACCGGUAUUGAACAUACCUUGAACGGUUACUGCAGGGUCGCGGAGACAGGCCUAGUGUUCCAAUUACGCUUUUAAGACGGACGUGAAUGGUUUUUGCUUCUUUAUCUUCUAGAAUAGCCAAUACAUUCCCAAUGCAUUGAACAUUAGAAACUUAGUAAGGAGUCGCUAGAGCUAGAUAGAAAAUAAUGGCGUUACUUUUGCCAAUUUCAAAUGAGGAAAGUAACUACACUUUUAAUUGUAAUCCCUCUCCUCUAUACUCGAGCGCACUAAAACUUUUUUUCUAUAUGAUGUGUAAGAUAUGUUUAGUCUACUUAAAAGCAAAAAUUAAGGGUAACAUGUCAGAAUGGGGACUAAAAACAUAACCAUUUCUUCUGGGCAAUAAGAGAAGACGUGUUGCGCACGACAAUGGUAGAUGUCUGUUAGCUGAAUUAAUAAAGAAAAAAAAUCCUAAUUAUGUACGUAACUGGUUAACAAUAAUCCAUAUUAUUUAUAAGUACCUAUAUCCUUAGAUACUCGUAAAACGUUCACUAUUACGUACUCUUGUUCGAGUUUUACUUUAUGUUUUAAAAACUAUGCAUGUGGAGAUAGU
Messenger RNA from Cydia splendana, 2616 nucleotides. Its product is annotated as NCK-interacting protein with SH3 domain. Gene Ontology annotation, molecular function: protein binding; Arp2/3 complex binding. The transcript is spliced from 10 exons. Bases 170 to 2014 code for a protein of 614 amino acids. The record is from RefSeq and is a predicted model, not a curated record. Gene Ontology annotation, biological process: endocytosis. NCBI's taxonomy places the organism in Eukaryota, Metazoa, Arthropoda, Insecta, Lepidoptera, Tortricidae.